CUUUAGAGAAUUGAGACAGUGAGUCAGUGACGUCAUACGAAUUAUAAUACGAAUGGAACUGGCCUCGGUCUUCUAAAAUUACAUGAACAUUGAAGAAAAUUAUUAAACGACGUUUACGCUCCAUUUUUCAUCCAAUUAAAGUGCCUAAAGAAGUGUACAACUUGUGUUCAGUGUUCUAUUAAUCUAGUUUUCGAAAGCGAAUCAUCAUCUAGUGAUAGUUAUAUUUUCUAGUUGCUUUGGAUACGAAAAUUCUCCUUUAUUCUAGUCUCGUAGUUGUAAAGAUGCAAAGCCAGUGGCCUCCGACUAGGUACAAACUUAACUGAAGCACUACAAUCCACCAAAAUGCCUGUCGUAUCACCAUCAAGGUACACCCCUACAUCGUCAAACCUCACAGGGUCCUAUCGUUCAACGCUGACUUCAUCAAGUACCCUAGACAAGCCUUACUACCGGUCUUCUAGUGGAACAUACGUCACUUCCACGCUACGGACCACAUAUGGAGAUAGGACCACUGAAUACCGCUCCAGAUAUUCAGAUGUGGACGGUAAACGGGAAAGAAAGACUUCACUCGUAGAAUACUCUAGAAGCUCGAGAGCGCCUAGCGUUACUGAGUCAGAUAAUGGAGUGUCGUCAAGAUAUCGCUCCGAAAGAAGUGAAUCGAGAUCCCGAGAUGUGUCGACUACAAGGAGCGAGAGUAGCCGAACCUCAGAUCUUAGGCCGAAAAGAAAUGUUCUUACUUCUGCAGCAUUGGCUAUGUCAACUGCAGAGUUGUAUAAUAAAUAUUCACCAGCUAACUAUGUCCCAUUGACCCAAAGACUACAGCAAAGUCAGAAUUGUGGAGAGAUAUCCAGGUCUAAGUCUAUCUCAAAUGAUAUUGGGAGGCCACCAGCGCCGGAGCUGAGAAUCAGAAAGCCGAGAAAUUCAGCUGCUACAAUCUUAGAGAAACCUGAAGGAAGGAGGUACAAGGAAUCCUCGCCCUCUCCAAGCUUCAGAAAAAGAAACUCUGUAUCGAAUGGCGUUAAGGACACAAAUGGAAAUGAAGUGCCUACCGUUUCUGAAAUACGUAAACGUUUCGAUGGCAAAAUUCCAGUGACGAAACUUCCAGCUAAUGAUUCGAGGUAUAAUAGUUCGAAAACCGUGGAGCAAUAUCUCACCCAGUUGAAAGACUGUGAAAAUGGUACUGUUAGUUAUACCAAAAUACUACCAAAAGAAGAAACGUUGGUGCCAAUCCACUUGCCUUCAGAAAAGAAUGGGUUGAACCAGAGGUGGGAAACUUCGCCCAAUAGAAAUAGCUCGAGCUCAGAAAUAACCUUAAGUAAAACUCUAUCGGAGCCGGUAUCCUUAGCUAAACCUUCGGUAGAUAAAACAAUGACAGUGUCUCUUACGGCUAAACUUCCGUCAGAUAAAUUAACAACUAGUAUUAAGAAUCAGUUAGAUCCUAAUAAUCCGAUAGGAAAGAUUCUGGAAAAGUCCACAGUGAUACACGUUGAAAAUGGUGAUGUUGACUACACAGAGAGACGAAAAUUGAGAAACAGUCCAGAAGUAAAGCUUAAAGAUUUGAAAAAUGAUAUUGAAAAGCAAGUUAAAGCGCCAAAACAUACGUCGAAUUUUGCUUCGUACAUUCAAAUAUCGCAACCCAUAGCUAGUGGCACUUCGACUAAAGUUAAUGAAGAUAAAGAUACAAAAGUAAAAGUUAAUCUCAAACAUAUAGAUUCGGAUGAAGAUCGUUUAGCUUUAGAAGAAAUAGAAUCUCCAAGUGAAACCGGUUUUGAAAACAAGACGUUCGAGCACGAGAAUUAUUUGAAGAAGAGAACAGAAAAGAGUGAUGAACCGAAAGAUGAUGGUGUGAAGUCUAUGGAAACAAGUACUGAAAGUACAAUCAGUGAGCCAACAGAUGAUUCAAGUUCUGAAACGACUGUGACACGAAGGAGAAUCUUGGAUACGAAAGACUAUGAUGACAUUAAAGCGGAGUUGGCUGGUGGAAAGAGUGGACCCAGCGGCUUGAGGCGGAGUAGCGAGAGACGUGAACCAUCCGAACAGAACGACAGGCAUUCUUCAACCACCAGCGGUCUCAACGGUCUACGCAACAUUGGCAACACGUGCUUUAUGAACAGCGUGGUGCAGUGUCUCUCGAACACGCGGCCUCUUCUGGAGUACGUGACGCAGGACAAGUACACCACCGAGAUUAACACGUCGCUGUCGUGUAUGAAGGGCGCACUCAUGAAAGCGUUCGCGAGUGUUCUCAAGGAGCUAUGGCGCAGUGGUGAAAAGGACUCUGUGGUGAAUACAACGACGCUAAAGUCGCAGGUUCAGCGUUUCGCGCCCAGGUUUAUGGGCUACAGUCAGCAGGACGCACAGGAGUUCCUCCGAUACCUGCUGGAGGGUCUUCACGAAGAUGUCAACCGGGUGACAACCAGACCCAAACCCAUCCUCACCGAAAUCGAUGACAACCUCAGCGACACUGCCAAAGCCAACGAGGCGUGGAGCCGAUACGUUCGGAUGGAGGACUCUAGGGUUGGAGACAUCUUCAUGGGUCAACUCAAAUCAACUCUACGCUGCACGCACUGCAAGCAUGACAGCGUCACCUUCGACCCCUUCUGGGACCUAAGUCUGCCGAUACCGUCGCGAACCGGCAACUUGAAGCUACAGCAGUGCCUGCAACACUUCGUCAGGGAGGAGGAGCUCGACGGCGACGAGAAACCUACUUGUUCGAAGUGUGGAGUCCGAAGGAAGUGUCUAAAAUGGUUCACCGUGCAAAAGUUCCCGAAGGUGUUGGUGCUACAUCUCAAACGAUUUUCACCAACGGAACGGUUCCGCGGUAAGUUGAACGUGCUGGUGGAAUUCCCUCUCAACGGAUUGGAUAUGUCUCCGCUCUCGGCGAACAAUACCACGGCAACCUACAACCUGUACGCACUGAGCAACCAUUCAGGUACCACGUAUUCCGGGCAUUAUACGGCGUACUGCAAGCAUCCCUACUCAGGAGAUUGGCACGAAUAUAACGACUCCAGGGUGUCGCCUAUAAACCCCCGGGACGUGGUGUCGCCUGAGGCGUACGUGCUGUUCUACGAACUGGCUGACAACUCCUAGCAGACCCUCACGACUACAUCUUUAUAUUGAUGAUGAAGCUGUGAUGAUGUGUUUACAGAAUGGAACGACAACAAAGCAACGGCGCCGCCGCGGUGUCCAAAACACGCGUGCCGAUUGCUGUAGAUAUACGAACAUGCGACACGACUUGAUGUAGCGGAACUGCUGGACCGAAAGUGAUAGAGUUACCAGCCACUGUAUUGGUACGUUAAUCGAGUACUGGUAGCUUGGCAUUUUCUGGUAAAACUUCGUCGACUUGACUUACCAUUAGUUAAACGUCGACACACAACUUGCAUUAAACAAAAACCCAACUCGUAAUAAGAAAUAUAUGAUUUGGCAAUUCAAUUGUGUUAAAUUUCUUUAUAUAAGGAGCGUUUACAAGGCACGAUACGAUCGCUACACGACUUUUUGCUGUACGAUAGUAACAUAGAUCUUAUUACUAUUAUAGUUACUAAUUUCAAACUCUCGUAAACUUUCGGGCUUAUAUGUGGUGCGUUUGUCGCACUUACGGGGUGUAAAAUGAAAAUAUGUAAAUUAAAACGUAUAUACGUAAUUCAUUAUCAAAACGGAGAGUAAUGAAAUCCCGCCCGCAUAAUGUAACUGCAUAACUUAUUAUAAGCAUUAGAAAUAAACUAUUGUCUUCCUUCGGCUUAAUACUUGUGUAAUAACUGAACUAUAAUAUGAAAUUAAGAGCAUUUUAACGUGUACGUCGUUCCGAAAAAAUCUUCUUAAGGUAUGCUCGACCUUCUAAAAUGUUAUAACAUGUUGGGUGCAGUACAGCCUGCAUGGUUAAGAAAAAAGAAAAUACUUUAGUAUGUACAUUUCUUUACAAAAAUGUAGUUAAAACUAUUUAUUAAUUUAGCUUCAUAUUGAAACACGAUUAAUCGUAUCGUGUCGUGUAAAAGUCUAACUCGCUCACUAAAGAAAAUGUCAAGCAGUGAAGCUCUUGAUUGUAUUUAUGAAAUUUUAAUAUGCAUAACAUUAUUUUCUAUUUUAUAAUGAAAUUAUAAUUUUUUAUUAGAUUGACGGAUUUGUUUUGUUUUUAUAAUUUUAUUAAUAAAAAUUAUAGUGUAUUGUUUUAUUAAUUGAUAUCAGAUAUUAAAAUCAAGUAUUAUUUAUUUAUUAUGUAUGUCUUAAACAGUUUAAAAUUGACUUAUUUAUAUUUAUAGUUUUUUAGACAAAUAGCUAAUAGAAUAUUUAUAUGUUAAAAAUAGUUUGGAAACUUAUAGAAAAUUUAGUUGUUUGUUAUCACCUCCAGUUUAAAAUAUCAAAUAAACCAUACAUCACUAUUCCGCUCAUGUUAUUUAUUACGCUAGUGAUGUAAAAUGUUUGUAUAAAAAAUUCAGCGCCCUCUAGCGAUAAAGGGGUUCUUAUUUUUGUAUACAAAUAUUUAGGUAUAUAUUUCACCGUGACACCAAAAAAUACUGGUUGUGCCACCGUGGUGUCCGUAAAUUAGACAUCAUACAGACGCCAGAAUCAUGAUCCGAGCGAGCUGGUCGCUCCACCAAAUUGGUUGCGAGUAACUAUAGAGCUAAAUACAUUUUGUUGGUCGACUGGUUGCGCCACCGUGGUGUCCCGGUGAAAUAUACCCCUUAGACUGACGUUAGCAGCUCUGUGAGAGAAACAGAUCUAUAAUCAAGUCGUGUUACAAAAUGCGUGCCUACAAUAGAAAGCUUAUACGAGUAGGUAAGUUAAUAAUAAAAUGUAUAUAAAAUAGUUUAAAUAGCGCCUUAUUCGAGAAAAGUGCGUUAAACAUGCGGUUGAAGUCUGCGUGAGUGAAACGUCAAUGUCAAAAUGUCAGUUAUGUCUUUUUUCGAAUAAGGCGAAUGUUUGAAACGCAUUUUUUCGGAAUGCUACGUUAUUUUUUAAUCGGUGCAAUCGUGGAUUUUUACGAUGUAAAUUAUCGGCAUAGUGUGCUUUCAUUUACAAAAAUCGUGCAUUUUACAAUACUUAUGUAGUUUUAUGUUUUUGAUUAAAAAAAUAACGCAGCUUUCCCUGGGCUUUUUUAAUUGCGCUAUUUUAUAUAACUCCAAUUUAAAUUAUAUGAUAAAGAUAAAUUAUAUAUAAAAUCCGUCCACCGUCCUGAAUGGAAGUGCAAAAUAGUAGAUUUCUCUUUAUAAUUUCUGCAUUUAAAUCCUGGUUGUAAUCCGUGAAUAGAUUUUAACUGGGUGCAAAUCGAGCUCGAAUAAAAUACUCGUUAAAUAUAAAAUAUUUAUAAAAUUGUAGAUUCAAAAUGGCGCGCUUAAAAAGCCCACGUGAUUCGCGCUCGACUCUGUGCCAUCGACAAUACAGAUUAUAAAUUAGAAUACAACAAAUUGUUAGAUCAAACAGAUUUAAAUUGUAUUUAUUUAUAAUGGCUUAAUACUAAAACUAUCUAGAAUAGGAACUUGCCAGUUAAGAAAAAUGCAAUUACGAACACACAAAAAGCAAAUUGUUCACCGUUCACGGUAAAAGAACACCAUCGACUAAGAAAUUGAAGCAGUGUGGUCAAUCAGAUUAGUAGCAAUUAAAGUCAAUUACAAGAAACCCGCCGUCGUAAUUAUAUUUCAUUAAGUAAUCAACGUUCGAGUGUUCAUUUUUACUGUCACUGUCAUUGUCAGUGUGACAGGUGAUCUUAUAUUAGUAUUAUUACUUACUACACGGCGACAUUAUCUUUGGACCUCACUGUAACGUGAAGGCCCCUCCCGUUUCACCACCUCGCGCUCGUCCUGUUAGGUCUGUACGGUCUGCAGUUUCAUUACUGUAACGUACAUGUCGUGAUAUUUUUGCUUUGUUUUUGAAGUUUUCAUUGUUACGUUUUGACUUUUCUUGUCAAAAGUUCUGUAGUUUCUGUUGUUCUGUGUCGCUUUAAUAGUUCUACCAGGAAAAUAAAAUCUUUUUUUAGCAAACCUAGAUUCUGUCAUUGAUUUUCCAUCAUUAUAAUAAUAAUAAUAAUCCGCACCACAACACAACACCUUUACAUCAUCUAUAAUACUGACAAAAUAAAUCUAUUUUUUAUUUUUUCGUUAUAAUAUUAUCCUAGUGAUGUUUGUUUUGCACACCGUAACAAAGCUACGAUGUGACGUCAUCGACUUCGUCCAGAGAUAAUGUAACCGGGUACUACAGUAUGACCUUAAGUAUCUUAAAAUAAUAAUAUAAUCUGUAAAGUGAACUAAAGGUAUAGUCGAGCGCGGAUCGUCCCAUUCAAGUCACUAAUGUUAUAUAGUUACUAAAUCAUAAUAUAGUUUAAAAUAUCGAGUGCAUUAAUUGCUGAUAGGCGUCCGUGAGCUUUCAUAUUGUUAUGUGAUUAGAAAAAUAAUUCUUUAUCUGUGGACAAAAUCGUUUAAUAUUUUCGUCAGAUUAUUUGGCUGUUAGUGCAAAAGUUGCCUGAAUUUAUUUAUAUCGCCUUAUAUUCUGAAUUGUGUUUUUUUGUAAGUUAAACGAGACAUCACUUUUAAAUAUUGAUAACUUGGGGGACUUCCUGUUAAGUCGGCCAUUUUGGUAUUGGUUCUAUGACGUCAUAAUUGGACGUAAUUCCAGAAAAACUUUCCAAACCACAAUCAUGUCGAAGUUGAGUUAAGAACACAAAACUGGUCACAUAUUUCAUAUUAACGGACUGGCAAACAUAAAUGACAGCCCUACUGUCACUCUUUAAAUGCCAUCAUGACUUAGUAGCCCAACCCACAUGUAUGGAAUACACUCAUAUUGAUUAAACUUUAAACACGAAUUCCUUAAAAUGUGAUGUUUGUGGCUUGGAACGUUUAACAGAAACUACAUCCAAUUGUACUAUGGACUUUUAAUAUUAAAAUGUAUUAAUUUGAUUGAAAGUUGAAAGUAUUGUAUAAUCCUUAGAUCAAGUAUAUGUCUAGAUAUACUGUGCCAGCUGUGAUUUUGAGCAAUACACACAAAAAGUGACAUACAAAUCGCGGGUGUAAGCCGUAGCUUGUCACGCACAUUAAAGUUGUAAACCUGACCUGUUUUCAUCAGUUGUCUAGGAGCAAGAGGCUUUAUCUUGAUGUACAAAUUAUCUAAGAAUGACACAACCGUGGAGAGAAAUUUUGAACGGAAGCAUCAGGCCAUAGGCAUAAUUCUAGAUUAUUUUUAUUGCCAAGGUACAUAGUUGGCUAGUACAUAGAAGUAAAUAGAUUCAAAUAGAAGAAAUAUGUUAGAUAAACGCGAUGUCGUUAAAUGCGGGUAGGACACUUUUGCACCAACGGCCACACUCAAAACGUGAAAAAAACUUUAAGAAUAGAUAAUUUUAAUCGGAACAAACAUAAAAUUCUAGCUAAUAUAAAUAAUAAAUAUUGUUUUGUAACCGAUUUUAUUUCUAUUCUUAUUAGAGAUGAAGCCAUAUUGUGUCCACGUGUUAGUCAACCGAGAGUUAGCUAAGAGUGCUGCGUUGUGAGAUUGUUUUAGUUUAUUUUCUUCUUUUUAUAUAAUUUUAUUGAUUGUUAAAUCGUUUUUUUUUUGUUUUCCGGUAUCCUAGUUGCCAAUACUUACACUGUUUUUUAUCACGUGAUGUUGUCAAUUUACAACUAAUUCGUAAAUUUAAUAAAAUAAAAUGAGAGUACUUAUAUUAUAAACGCGAGGUUUAUGAUUUUAAAAACCCUGACCAAUUUAUAUUAUAUUUUAGGGCCUCAGCAUCUCUCCUCAUACUCCUCUAACAUCAGGCAAACAAACAAACGAAAAUUACGAUGCUACAGACCGAUAGAUAGACACAUUGAACGUAUAUAAGUAAAACUUACAUCAGGGAUUAAAAAUUUUGACAAUAUGAAAAAGGGUGGCGAACCAUCGUACCAGAUAUUACAAAAGGUAUUAUAAAUUUUAAAAAACUUUUGUAAAAGUAGCCCCUUUUUUCAGGACGAUCAUUUUGCUUUUAUAUAAAAUUUCAACUGUCUAACAAUUAUUGUGGCUUUUGAGAUAUAGCUGCUAGGCGGCAAUAAAGUAAAAUACCGCUCCCACAAAACAAUGUGGGUAGAUGGAAAUAAAAAAUAUAUUCAGGGUAUUAUUAGCUUUACAGUAAGUAAAGUAACAAAUGAAUAUAUUAAAUAAUGUGUACUAAGAACAUAUAUGAUACCCAAAUUAUUGCAUGACCUCCAAUAAUAAGAAUAUAUUUUAAAACAUUUAUUACUAAUAAGAUUACAAGACAUGAAUAUCAUGUGAUAUUUUGCCAAAACCCAUAUUGGGUUCAGGUUUUUUUUAUUGUUAUUGUAUUCGUUAUAAUAAUGAGAAUUAUUUGAAAUCAUGCGAACUUAGUUAAUAACGUUUUCAUUUAUGAGAAAAAGCCGUAAUAAGCACAACGCCAUCUUGAAAUUAUUAAGUGAUUAAAUGGACAGAAUAUUUGCUGAGUCAUGGAAUAGGAUACCGGAAAUAUUUUUGUUUAUACCAUAUUUACCAUGGUCAAUUCACAAAAGCGACACAGCAAGCAGACCGAUACAAUGUGUUUUUUUAACUACCCUCAAACAGUCUAAUACGUUAAAUUAGUAUUUUAAAAGUAGGUUAUUUUUAUUUUGUUGCGAUUUAUUUACCACUUAAACCAAAUAUUGAUUACUUAGAAGUAUUAUAUUAUUACGUAAUUAGUAUUAUGGUAAAUAAUAUCUGAAUAAAUACUCAACUCUUUACUGAACUGGUUCUUAAAGUAAUAAAGGUUGUCAGAUCAGUACUAAUUUUUCACCUAAUGUGUAUACAUGAAUGCAUUAUAAUGCCAUAGGAACAUAUGAGUCGCUGUUGUGAGUUGAAUAGAUUAUUAGCCAAAGAUAUUCUUGUUGAGAUUUAUGUAUGUAUAUUUAAUAAUAAAUAAUUUAUUACUAAAUAAUUAUUUAAAUCGUUUUGCGGGAGAAUCUCCCUAACUAUUGUCUAUAGCCACGUAACAGAUUUGUAUUAUAGAAAUAUAUAUUUAAAAGAAUAAAUUAUUAUUGAAAUCA
Messenger RNA from Leptidea sinapis, 8984 nucleotides. RefSeq names its product ubiquitin carboxyl-terminal hydrolase 2-like. The record is from RefSeq and is a predicted model, not a curated record. Gene Ontology annotation, molecular function: cysteine-type deubiquitinase activity. Gene Ontology annotation, cellular component: cytoplasm. The transcript is spliced from 14 exons. NCBI's taxonomy places the organism in Eukaryota, Metazoa, Arthropoda, Insecta, Lepidoptera, Pieridae. Gene Ontology annotation, biological process: protein deubiquitination. Bases 343 to 3084 code for a protein of 913 amino acids.